This is a messenger RNA of Papaver somniferum (opium poppy), 1087 nucleotides long. Its product is annotated as zinc finger MYM-type protein 1-like. The coding region runs from base 121 to 1005 and encodes 294 amino acids. The record is from RefSeq and is a predicted model, not a curated record. The transcript has 2 exons. NCBI's taxonomy places the organism in Eukaryota, Viridiplantae, Streptophyta, Magnoliopsida, Ranunculales, Papaveraceae.
AGAUCAGAAAGUGUUGCUCUUGCUCCAAAUAUUGAACUCAAUGAAGUAGUUGUUGAUGCAGUUGAACCCGAAGAAUUGCACACCCAAAGAACUGGAAUAGAAGAAGACAGACCUGAAGUGAUGAAUGUUACUCCAUUAGAACGUGAUCCGGGGUUACGAAUUCCAGUAAUGCAACAUCCUUUUAACAAGCGUGAUGAAGUUCGGCGAGCAUAUUUAUUGUUGGGACCUUAUCAGCCGAGAUUAAAAUAUCCCCGCUCUAAAUUCGGAAAGCAAUACCGUGGUUUUAAUUUUAGUUGGUUCGCACAACAUCCUUGGUUGGAGUAUUCACCUUCUAAAGAUGCUGCAUAUUGUUUUCAGUGUUUUCUUUUUGAAUCAGAUCCUCCAAAACACUCAGCAUUCACUAGUGAAGGUUUCAAAAGAUGGUGUUCUGUUAAUAAUGGAUCAGCAUGUGCAUUUCUAAAACACUCUGGAAAUGUUGAUUCUGGACACUCUACUGCCCAAGGAAAUUCUGAAGCUUUGAAGAAUUCAGCUCAGCGAAUAAGUCUUUUGGUAGAGAAACAAUCAAUAGAGGCUGUAACGAGACAUAGGUUGCGUCUCAAGACAACAAUUGACUGUUUAAGAUGGCUUGCGCGUCAACAAUGUGCUUUCAGAGGUCACGAUGAGUCAAAAGGUUCAAGGAAUCGUGGGAAUUUUAUUGAAUUGAUCAAGUAUUCAGCAUCACUUAAUAAAGAUGUGAAUGCAGUCGUCUUGGAGAAUGCCACUGGAAAUGCCACUUAUACUUCACCCAAGAUUCAGAAAGAGAUCUUAAAUAUUAUAUCUAACAGAGUUAGAAGCAAGAUUCGCGAGGAAAUUGGAAAUGCCAAAUAUUGUAUCCUUGUUGAUGAGUCGCGGGAUGCUUCCAAGAAAGAGCAAAUGGUGAUUGUUUUAAGUCUGCUCAAGAAGAUGAGAUUGCCAAAAGGUUAUCUAGUGGUGAACUUGAGACAGGGAAAGGGGCAAACCAAAUAGGUACUUUGCCACGUGCUACUGAUACCCGUUGGAGUUCCCAUUAUGGUUCCGUAUGCAGUUUGAUAGAUAAGUUCGAAGCAAC